AUGAGAUGGGUGGGGUUGCUUCUCAUUGGGGUCUACUUAUACGGUGCUAUCACUUAUGCCAAAAGCAUAAGAUAUCCCAGUAAGAUCGUCACCACUGAGAUGCUGUACAGAAGGCUGGGAGAAGCGGGCGAUGGAUUGUCAGAAAGUUAUUACGCCUUCUCCUGCCCCCAGGUCUUCUCUGUAGUGAGCCAGCAUAUCGAUAAGUUCGUCACAGCAGACCCAACUAUGGCAGGAGGCUUGCAGCGAUUACAUUUCCACGACUGCUUCGUCAGGGGCUGUGAUGGAUCCGUCCUGUUGAAUUCCACAGCCUUCUCACUCGCUGAGAAGGAUGCCCAGCCGAAUGCUGGUUCUCUGAGAGGCUUUGAGCAAAUCGACGAAAUCAAGGCUGCUCUCGAAGAGGUUUGCCCGGACACUGUAUCUUGUGCUGAUCUACUGGCCCUCGUUGCACGUGAGGCCACUGUGAAAGCCGGAGGCCCGAGCUGGUCAGUGCCCUUGGGACGCAGAGAUGGCUUCGAGUCUCUAGAAUCUGAGGCCAGUGCCCACAUUCCCUCUCCGCAAUCUAACUUCAGCACUCUGGUGAAGACUUUUGCUGCGGCGGGAUUCACUGCCCAGGAAAUGGUCGUUCUCUCGGGUGCACACACCAUAGGCCGUGCGAGGUGUGGCGCUGUCCAGCCCCGUCUGUACAAUUUCUCUGGAGUCGAGGGCCUCACUGACCCGAGCCUUGAUCCCAUCCUCGCCGACGAGCUCAUUUUGCAGUGUCCUCCCAACAACGUGAAGAACAUUAUCGCCAUGGAUUCAACUCAAGACACUUUCGACAUUGUCUACUUCAAGCAGUUGCUGGUCAACCAAGGACUCUUCUUGUCUGAUGCUGCCCUCAUUACCAAUCCACUCGCCCUCGAUUACGUGACCAGACUGUCGGAGUCCAGGUCCACCUUUUUUGCCGAUUUCGCAAUUGCCAUGGAAAAGCUAGGCACCAUUCAGCUGUUGACAGGAUCUGCCGGAGAGGUCCGUAAGAGAUGUGCUGUUGUCAACAGCAUUUAG
Messenger RNA from Marchantia polymorpha subsp. ruderalis, 1041 nucleotides. NCBI's taxonomy places the organism in Eukaryota, Viridiplantae, Streptophyta, Marchantiopsida, Marchantiales, Marchantiaceae. The record is from the annotation of a GenBank genome assembly.